AUGUGCAAAAAAAUAAUUCAAACACUUCAUGUCUAUUCAAUUAAUAAAACCUCAAUUACAAUGAAUCUAUUUCUGAAACUUGAAAACCAUCAAUCAAAUGAAGAUCAUCCUAGUUUAAUUUUGUUUCCAGAUUUCCUUCCUGAAAUGUUAAGCUUCACAACCGCUGAAAAUGAACGAAUUCAAGAUCUCUAUCUCCAAUUAUGUUCUCUUUUCAACCAUCAUAAUUAUAAUGAAAUUUUGUUUUUAUUACCUCAAGUAUCAUCAUUCUCAAUGCUUCCUCCGAUAAUAAACUUGAUUAUUGGUGCAACAAUGAUACGAAUGGGUAGAUUAGAUAGUGGGUUUAGAGAACUUGCUGUUGCCAUAAUCAUGUCCAGUAGAGGUGAACAAAGAAUUGGGUUUUUAAUAGUUGCCGCAACUUUACAUGCUGAAUUGAAUGAUAAAGAAAGAGUUCAAGGAUAUUUAGGUGAAAUUUUGGAUCUUUCUCGUCAAGUUGUACAAUCAAGUGAAGAAUUUGAUAUUGUAAAAGAAAAUCUAGAAGAAUUGGAAAACACUCUUUUAGUAAAAUUAGAAAAUAUCAAAGAUAAAGAGUAA
This is a messenger RNA of Candida dubliniensis CD36, 591 nucleotides long. RefSeq lists its product as uncharacterized. The transcript has a single exon. Lineage: Eukaryota; Fungi; Ascomycota; Pichiomycetes; Serinales; Debaryomycetaceae. Bases 1 to 591 code for a protein of 196 amino acids. The record is from RefSeq and is a predicted model, not a curated record.